Molecule: messenger RNA, 2493 nt
Organism: Malurus melanocephalus (red-backed fairy wren)
Lineage: Eukaryota; Metazoa; Chordata; Aves; Passeriformes; Maluridae
Gene: CHMP2B
Product: charged multivesicular body protein 2B
Exons: 6
Coding region: 127-771 (214 amino acids)
Biological process (GO): late endosome to vacuole transport; protein transport; endosome transport via multivesicular body sorting pathway
Cellular component (GO): ESCRT III complex; multivesicular body
Source: RefSeq, a predicted model, not a curated record
CAGCUCUGGGAGGCGGAGCCGGGCGGCGAUCGCGGCCCGGCCGCUUCCUGGUCACCGGAGCGGGAGGCGACAGGAGCCCGCCGAGGCGGCUGCAGGGGUCCGGCGGCCGCGGGUCCGGCUGCCGCCAUGGCGUCGCUCUUCAAGAAGAAGACCGUGGACGAUAUAAUAAAGGAGCAAAAUCGAGAGUUAAGAGGUACACAGAGGGCUAUAAGCAGAGAUAGAGCAGSACUUGAAAAACAGGAGAAACAACUGGAGCUGGAAAUCAAGAAAAUGGCUAAGACUGGUAACAAAGAGGCCUGCAAAGUGCUGGCAAAGCAGCUGGUGCAGCUGCGGAAGCAGAAGAACCGAACCUACGCUGUGAGCUCCAAAGUCACCUCCAUGUCCACUCAAACAAAGGUCAUGAACUCCCAGAUGAAGAUGGCAGGAGCUAUGUCAGCUACAGCAAAAACAAUGCAAGCAGUUAAUAAGAAAAUGGAUCCACAAAAGACACUACAGACUAUGCAGAAUUUCCAGAAGGAAAACAUGAAGAUGGAAAUGACUGAAGAAAUGAUUAAUGAUACUCUGGAUGAUAUAUUUGAUGCUUCUGAUGAAGAGGAGGAAAGCCAAGAUAUUGUUAAUCAAGUGCUUGAUGAGAUCGGAAUUGAAAUCUCUGGCAAGAUGGCCAAAGCCCCCUCAGCUGCCAGAGRUUUGCCAUCUGCAUCAGCAUCAACCGCUGCCACCAUAUCGGAUGAGGAGAUCGAACGCCAGCUCAAAGCCUUGGGGGUGGAUUAAAUUCUUGCAAUUCAGAGUCUGCCUUCAGAGUGUUCUGCUGUAGUCACACGUGCAWAGUGCAAAUACUCUUUCAAUGCAACUGAUUUCUUGAAAAACUCUGAAGUUUUGGACAUGACAACUUGAAGUUGGUGCUGGGGGAAUGGGACGGGGAGAAUAAUUUAAAUCAGUUUUAGAGAGAAGUACAUUCUUUGUGCAUUGCAUGGAGUCUUUUUGACUCUGGACCAACCAGGGGUGUAGUCCUAAUGAUAAAUUCAUUUAUACCAGAUCCAAAUCUGUCCUUCGGAUUCAAAGUUUCCUUCUACUUCAUGUUCCUGGUCUAUCUCUACAACUAGCUAUUCAGUGGCUGGUGAUGCCAUUUCCUAGGACAGCACCUAUGUAAUAUUUAUCACUUUUACAAAACUAUUGCURUAGAAACAGUCCGUCAUCCCUUAGCAUAAAUGAAACUACACCUUGGCUCUAAGUUGGAAACUAUUUUUUUCCAUGAGAAAUAAUUUUGGCAGUCUAGCAAAUUUAGGCAGAAAGAAAAAGUAUUUUAUGUAUUUCUUUCAAAUUCCUGUAGCAGCUUUUGAGCUGAUUAAAUAAUAGUUUGUUAUUCUUCUUACCAGAAGGGAAGGAUACACUCCUUGUGCAGUUAAUUUUUCUGGAAGAGGAAUUACAUUUGUUASUGAACUUCGUUGCAUGAAAGGCACUGAUUGAACUCCAUCGUACUGUAACAUAGCUGGUUUCAACAGAUUUGCUGUGCCUUUAUGUAUAUAAAUCUUGUACCUUUGUGAUUUUCUUUCUGAAUGAGUCUUUGAAAGGUGACUAAACUUUCAGUUAAGAUGGUUUCACAAAAUGCUCUGGUGAAACCUCUCAGUACACUUGAUGGGACUCAGUGCUGAAGUGGAGAAAUGCACUCAUUCAGAAAUGCAACUUGUGCACUUGAAAAAAGGACAUUUGCCUGAAGCAACAUUUGUAUAUAUUUUACAGUAUUUCUUAAUGGAAGAUAACUGCAUAAUUGUAUUGUUUGCUAAGAUGAAACUGAUCACAUUGAUAAACUAAAUCUUAGUUUUGAAAACAGUUUUGGAUCAUAACUGAUARCUACUUGUCAAACACUAUAAUAAAAGCAUUCUGGUUCUGUGGAGGUUUUUCUAUGGUCUCUGAACAGCAUCAACACUAUUCUAGCUUUAAGUGGAAUAUGCAUUGGGUUAAGGAAUAAAAACUACUGGUACUUGAAAUGGAUGACAAAAUGAGAAUGCAGUUCCCAGUUAUAACUUCCUAGAUGAAGUGAUGUUCCUCAGUCCGACUCUGCUGGAGAUAUUUGCCCCKCAGUGCUGAUUUAAUGGUGCUGCUCAUUGAAAAGAAACAACAAUCAUCAUGGCUUUAAAAAGAGAAAAGCAAAAUACCUCCCAAUAGCAAAACCAGGAUCAGUGACAUAAAGAGAUUUUUGUGCUAGAUAAAGUGUAGCAGGAAACCUCAGUGAACCUACUGUUGUUGCACCAUCUGCUGUUUAGGACUGAAGUGAGCAGAGAAAGAGAACUCAUAGGAAAGCCUUCCUCAGGUUUUCGGCCUAGAAUUGCAGGUGUUUUUUCUCUUUCAAAGAAACAAUGGUCAMACUGAAUCUGUCAGGUAGUGGGUAAGAAUGUGUAAGUUAAUAUAUUGCAUAUAUCCAGUAUGGGGUGAUUUUUUUUUUUUUUACAAGUUAUUUUGUAAAAAUCUAAUAAAAGGCUUUUUAUCCCACGA